AUGCAGAGUAUUGUCGAGCUGCUGAUAAAUUCUUUUAGAAGAAUUUGUAUUGGUACAAAUUCAUCGAAAAUUUUGUGUCAGUAUUUACAAACACUUCGAAGAACGCUUCAGAUUGUUUACAACUUUACCACUGAUCCCACUAAUAUUACUAUAUUAAACUGGAUUUUGUUUCUAAACACAAAGCAAUCAAAUAAGAAACAUUCGGAUGAAUUGCUGAUUUCAAAUAAACCAUUUGGAAUUCUUCAAUGA
Messenger RNA from Brugia malayi, 249 nucleotides. RefSeq lists its product as uncharacterized. The transcript is spliced from 3 exons. Lineage: Eukaryota; Metazoa; Nematoda; Chromadorea; Rhabditida; Onchocercidae. Bases 1 to 249 code for a protein of 82 amino acids. The record is from RefSeq and is a predicted model, not a curated record.